Molecule: messenger RNA, 1289 nt
Organism: Panicum hallii
Lineage: Eukaryota; Viridiplantae; Streptophyta; Magnoliopsida; Poales; Poaceae
Product: probable 6-phosphogluconolactonase 4, chloroplastic
Exons: 3
Coding region: 29-997 (322 amino acids)
Biological process (GO): carbohydrate metabolic process; pentose-phosphate shunt
Molecular function (GO): 6-phosphogluconolactonase activity
Source: RefSeq, a predicted model, not a curated record
CCUGUUAUAACAACAGACUACCACCACCAUGUCCACCUCCGUCUCCGCCGCCGUCGCUGCCGCCCUCCUCCCAAUACUCCACGGUCGCCGCUCGCCGCCGGCAUCUCGCGUCCCGACAAUCUUCCGCAGAAGAAUCGGCCCCAGUCCCCGUCUCUUCUCCUCUUCCUCCCACUCCUUCCCCAUUCUCACAGCCGCGGCCAUGGCCACCGCCCCCGCCGCCUCCGACGCCGGGUCCAAGAGUAAGCUGCUCGUCUUCGAUUCCAAGGAAGAACUCGCGGUGUCUCUGGCUAAGUACACCGCGGAGCUGUCGGAGAAGUUCGCCGCCGAGAGGGGCGCCUUCACCGUCGUGCUCUCCGGCGGAUCCCUCAUCGACGCGCUCAGCAAGCUGACGGAGCCGCCGUACCUGGAAUCGGUGGACUGGAGCAAGUGGCACGUCUUCUGGGUGGAUGAGAGAGUCGUGCCCAAGGAUCAUGAGGAUAGCAACUACAAGCUCGCCUUCGAUGGGUUUCUCUCCAAGGUGCCGAUUCCUCCUGGGCAAGUUUAUGCUAUAAAUGAUGCCUUGUCAGCUGAGGGAGCAGCUGAUGACUACGAAGCUUGCUUGAAGCAGCUUGUUAAGAAUGGUGUGAUUGCCAUGUCAACAGCAACUGGGUUUCCCAGGUUUGAUCUUCAGCUUCUUGGAAUGGGACCUGAUGGCCACAUUGCCUCUCUCUUCCCUGGUCACCCUCUUGUUAAUGAGAAAGAGAGGUGGGUCACCUACAUCAAGGAUUCUCCAAAGCCGCCACCAGAGAGGAUCACAUUUACAUUUCCGGUAAUCAACUCAUCUGCAUAUAUCGCGAUGGUGGUCACUGGAGCUGGGAAAGCUGGUCCAGUGCAGAAAGCGCUAUCAGACAAGCAAACUUCAUCCGAUCUGCUGCCUAUUGAGAUUGCUGUGCUUCAAGAUGGAGAAUUCACUUGGUUCACUGACAAGCCAGCAGUGUCCCUGUUGCAGAACAAGUGAAGACCAUGGUGAUCUUAGUUCGAAGCCUUUUUAUCUUAAAUAAAGGAUCCAGGGGUGCAUAUUGCAUAGUUGCAUUCGUCCUCCGUGGAUUUCAUGUAAGGGAGACUUGAACCCUUUAUGUAGUAUAUUUUCCAGAGUCUUGUGUUUCAGAUACUCCGUUGAUUCUAGUUUAGUGAAUAACAGUCUCUGAAACAUUGCUCAACAAGUGCUUGUUUAGUACCUGUAACCUUGUUCAAUUUGCUCGGUUGGUGACUAUUUUGUUGGGCAAUCUGGCUGCAUCUCCUUCCAAGCU